GUCAUUAUUAUCCACUCUGCUCCCAGCUCAGAAUGGCCAGAUUCACUCAGACUGAAACAAGAAGGCAGCACCAUCCACAACAGUCCCAGCCCGCUCACUCCAGCCUGGUUUUCACCGGACCGGGGGCACCACCGACCCAACAACCACUACUACUUAUCCCACAUCAGCACCAGUACCCUCAGAUCACAUUUCCGAAACCCAUGAACGGGUCAGAACCCAUUUCAAUUCAUCCGGAGAGCGGCAACAUGAAAGACCAAGAUGCCAUUAAGCUGUUUAUCGGGCAGAUACCGCGGAACUUGGAAGAAAAAGACCUGAAACCCCUGUUUGAACAGUUUGGGAAAAUCCACGAACUGACAGUUCUCAAGGACCGAUACACCGGCAUGCACAAAGGUUGUGCAUUUCUCACCUACUGCGCCCGUGAGUCAGCCAUCAAGGCCCAGAACGCCCUCCAUGAACAAAAAACACUGCCAGGGAUGACUCGCCCCAUCCAGGUGAAACCGGCCGACAGCGAGAGCCGUGGAGAAGACAGGAAGUUGUUUGUUGGGAUGCUGAACAAACAGCAGACUGAGGAAGAUGUUUACCGCCUCUUCGAACCAUACGGAGUCAUCGAGGAGUGCACAGUCCUAAGAGGUCCUGAUGGAAACAGCAAAGGAUGCGCCUUUGUGAAGUUUUCCACACACACUGAGGCUCAGUCUGCAAUCGGUGCCCUGCACGGCAGCCAGACCAUGCCAGGUGCUUCCUCAAGCUUGGUGGUCAAGUUUGCCGACACAGACAAGGAGCGCACCAUCAGACGUAUGCAGCAGAUGGUAGGGCAGUUUGGCAUCUUCAAUCCAGCCAUCGCCCUUCCUUUCAGCACCUACAGCUCUUACGCACAUGCGCUCAUGCAGCAGCAAGCAGCCAUCAUGGCAGCAAGCCACGGAGGUUACCUCACGCCUAGCGUGGCUUUUCCCACCACACAGAUCCACCAGAUGGGGGCGCUCAACAUCAACAGCCUCCCACCCACCCCCAUGACCCCGGUGUCGAGUGAGUUUCAUCAAACCCUGGCAGGCCUCAGUUCUCCACCAGCCAACAUCACCACCUCUGCCGUGCCCAGCAUCGUCACACCCAUCGUCAACGGAUUCACCGGCAUUCCUCAUCAGCCUAACGGACACCCUGCCGUGGAGACCGUGUACACCAAUGGCCUGCCGCCCUAUUCGACCCAGAGCCCCACUGCUGCGGAUACCCUCCAGCAAGCCUUCACUGGUGUACAGCAAUACACAGCAAUCUACCCAGCCACCACGCUGACUCCUAUUGGUCAAACACUGCCCCAGCCUCCCCAGGUCAUCCAGCAGCAGCAGCAGAGAGAAGGUGAGGGUCCAGAGGGUUGUAACCUGUUCAUCUACCACCUGCCACAGGAGUUUGGAGACAAUGAACUCAUGCAGAUGUUUUUGCCCUUUGGUACCGUCAUCUCUUCUAAGGUCUUCAUGGACCGGGCAACCAACCAGAGCAAGUGCUUUGGUUUCGUGAGCUUUGACAACCCUGCUAGUGCACAGGCAGCUAUUCAGGCCAUGAACGGCUUUCAAAUUGGGAUGAAGAGGUUGAAAGUCCAGCUAAAGAGACCGAAGGAUGCCAGCCGCCCUUACUGACACAGCCUACCUUCAGUAUUCAUUGCAGCAGCACAGGUUUUAGAGGACACAUGAAGAUAUCUCGGAGGAGUUCAACUUUUUCUUUUCUUUGAAAGCAAAAUAUGUUUUAAAAAAUCAACUCGUAAGGAAUCUUUGGAGACAUAUCAGCAUUUACACAUGAAGACAUUAGGGCAGUAGAAGGAGAUGCGAAAGAUGAGGAGGCGCUUCACCGGGGGACAUAACAGCAACAGAUGGCACAGUGCGAGAACCACUAAAAGAAUUAAAAAAAAAAAAAAAAACUGGAAAGAGACAAGACUGAACAACAGAACUUUUUCUUGUUGAGACUUGAAUUGUUAACUAAGCAACAAACUAACAAACAAAAAAGCAGCAACAACAAAUAGAUUUCUAUAUACAUAUUAUAUACACAUAUAUAUAUAAAUAUAUAAGGAAAGAGGCGCUUGUGGCUUUUACUGGACAAAUGAGGGUUAAAACUUGAAGAUCAAAAAAAAAAAAAGCAGUGGAGAAAAGAAGCAAUUCUAUGUCCACUGACAGACUUUAUUUCUCUUUCCCUCUUUCUCUUAUUCUCUCACCGUCUCUCAGCAAGCGCAGAACUAUGACUCUUGGAGGUCACUGAGGUUUCCAUUAGCAACAGUAGAACUGCAAUUCUUUCACCCCUAAGGGACCAAAGGACCAAACAUUUUUAUUGUUAUGAACAGUAAUAUAUAGUAUUAAUGAUACUAAUACUACAAACUACUACUAAUAAUAUUACAAGUUAAACUUAAGAAGAAAUACUAGCUUCAGGUUGAAAAAAAGAGCAAGGAUUUUUUUUUUUUUUUUUUUUUUUUUUUUUUUUUUUUUCCUUUUACAUUUAUAGAUACUGGGUUUGAGACUAUUAACAUAAAAUAGAAAAUAUAUAAAAAAAAAUGUAAAAAAUGAUAAAGCUGUACUAUUUUAGGGGCGUAGAAAUGUGGGUUAGAUAUCGGUACGGGCAUGUUCAGAUAUGUAUCUUUAGUCACUUCAUCUGCAUCCCAGCAUUUCAUCUCGGAAGUGUGAUCUGUCUGAGUAAUUUUGUCGCCGGGAGAAGAAAAGAGUCCCGCUGUGCCAAAACAGACACAAUAACAGAAGUAAAAAAAUCAAAAGAACAACAGCUUAUUUUGCUAACCAAUACUGCCCUCUGUUCUUGUCAGCAUGCUGCAGGAAGCUAUCGUCAUCGAGAGUGAUUCCAUAUCAUCAUUAAAGCCUUGAUAGUACAGAUAAUCUGACCAUAAAGCACUGUGGUAAAAGUGCCACCCGGCUGAGCUGGAUAUGGCAGUAAAACAGCACAGCAUCUGUAGCUGCUUAAUAACAUAUACAAAUGAGCCUGACAGCAGUUGUAAAAAUUUCUGUGGGUGUGUCACAGUGGUCCCUGCCGGGUCGCGCCCUCUCCCACUGCCAAGCUCCUCCAGCUGCUCUCAGCAGGCGAGAGCAGAACUCUCUCUCCCCCGUGCCUCCCGCCCUCCCCUUCCUUUUUCACCUCCAAGUGCCAGCAUAUCUCUAUCUCUCUUAACAGGGACCAUCAGAUCACCAUCAGGAGCCCCAAAGCUAACCCACAGCAUAAUUAAGAUAAUGAUAAUAUUGAUCAGAUGGUGAGCAGUGCCGCAGGGCAAGAGAUGCACAAUCAAUUACACAUUGGCAUUUUGAAUGAAUUGACUGAGUGACAGAGUUCAUCUUUCUCUCGCUGGGUGGACGCAAGUCUUUUUCUCUCCUAUUAUCAUCCAUUAUAGUUUCAGAUGGGAGCCAUAAUCUAAAAAUCCUCUUUUAAGGCACUUAAAUUUCUGAAGUUUACGUUGCUGCAUCAAAGUCUGUAUAUAAUGUUUAGAGUAGAUCGUACAAGUUCUUCAGUGAAGAGCAGCUGUAUAUAUAUAUCUAUCUUUUUUUCUGAAGGGUAUAAUAGCGCAGUAAGAGCUUGUACACACUGAGAGGCAGCCUGGCAUUACCAGCCUUAGGAGGUCAAAUUAAGAGCUGUAUGAUCCAUCAAUUAGACAGCAGCAGGGCUGUAAGUGUAGCUGCUACAGCUGCUGCUGCUUCAAAUGGGCGACAGCUUACCAUUAUUGUCGGUAACACAUGGUUCCUAUACAGUGUGGUCAUGACACAUCAUAGGAAAUGAUCAUAAGAUAUGAUUAAUUAACUUCUGUCAUCCAUGGUGAUGGUUUAUGCACUGAGACACACAGUCAGUACAUCCGAGAUGAAAUCUCAUGACUUGCUUUGGUCACACUUAGUUGUUUUUAUUCAUCUUUUUUUUUUUUUUAAUGCCAUUCAUUGACUCAGUUUGCUCUUGGAAGCAUCUUGCCCCUCAGGACUCUCAGACUUCAGUGCUCUCAUAAACUUUAAACACAUCAGUGCUUCAGACAUAGCAUCACAAUGCCUGUCCCAUCCACUGAAAACAGUUCGUAGACUGCCUUUGUGAUCUGGUACCACAAAUGUUUCCUCCAGAAUGACUCCCCAGUCUCUGAUGACUGUACACCUGCAUUUGAUGUUACUUUGGCUCAGCUGCUCUUUUGUGUGUGUGUGUGUGUGUAAUUACUGGUUCACUUGAUUGGUAUUAUUAGAAAGGAGGGUGCAGGAUUUUUAAGUAGUCUGUGCGCCUCAGUGUUAUCCUCAUUCACUGUACAUUGCUCUGUUGCAAGCAGUAUGUAGAUGCUGUAAGAAGACAUUUUUAGAUA
This is a messenger RNA of Melanotaenia boesemani (Boeseman's rainbowfish), 4306 nucleotides long. It is a transcript of the gene celf5a, whose product is annotated as cugbp, Elav-like family member 5a. NCBI's taxonomy places the organism in Eukaryota, Metazoa, Chordata, Actinopteri, Atheriniformes, Melanotaeniidae. Gene Ontology annotation, biological process: mRNA splice site recognition; regulation of alternative mRNA splicing, via spliceosome. Gene Ontology annotation, cellular component: cytoplasm; nucleus; ribonucleoprotein complex. The transcript is spliced from 12 exons. The record is from RefSeq and is a predicted model, not a curated record. The coding region runs from base 33 to 1625 and encodes 530 amino acids. Gene Ontology annotation, molecular function: mRNA binding.